This is a messenger RNA of Ostertagia ostertagi, 2754 nucleotides long. NCBI's taxonomy places the organism in Eukaryota, Metazoa, Nematoda, Chromadorea, Rhabditida, Trichostrongylidae. The record is from the annotation of a GenBank genome assembly.
AUGAACUCCCUGACCCCGGUCAAUCCGAAAAAGCGGAAGCCUUCAUCGCCCUACAUGGCCCAAAUUGCAAAUUCAUUAUCUGACGACUGUUCCGUUCUAUUCACUGAGCUUCAGGGCAUACUAGAAGAGAAAGCCCCGGAAGCUGUUCCCCUUCUAGAGAAACUUGUUGGUCUCCUUACACCAAACCCCUCUGAAAUCGUUGCUGCCGAGAAGCGUGCACGGUCAAUAGUCAUCACUGGUAUUCCGGAGGACCCUAAUCUAUCUGCAACAAAACGUCAAGCGGCAACUGAACUGGCGGUAAGUGCAAUUUUAGAUGAGCUUGAUGUCGAGGCGCGACCUGUUGAAAUCUUUAGACUAGGAAAGCGCGAACCUGGUAAAAAUCGUCUUGUGAAGUGUGUUUUUUCUUCUCGUAAACAGUUUUUCGAAAUACUUAAAAACUCCAGAUUACUAAGGAACAACCCAUCGUUUAAGGACAUCUUCAUUCGUCGAUCAAUGACUCCCAGUGAAAUCGAAAAUGAGAGGAAACUCCGUGCCCGAGCAAAAGAGCUGAAUGAUGCAAACCCCGGUGGGGAGAGGAUCUUUGUUGUCUUCAGACAACAGGUAGUUAAAAAAUCUGAGAUUCCUGGCAUCAUUAACAUGAAAAAAGAUAGAGUAAACAAGAGAGGGGGUGGACUGUGUGUUUUCUUACAUCAAUAUAUUGAUUUCAAAGAGGUACCUUUUGAUCCCCCCAAUAUUCCAGCGGAUGUCCUUUGCUUUGACAUGCUUUCUGACUCGUGUAAGUACAUUCGAUUCCUUUUAAUUUAUCGCCCUCCAAAUCAAAGUGCGGUUGAUGAUGAUAGGCUAUGUUGCCUCAUCUCCGAUUUGUGCUCGUCGAUAAGUAAUGUAGUUCUGCUUGGUGAUCUCAAUUUAGACAUUGAUUGGUCCAAAACUGAGGCGCCCUUGCCCCUGCCCCGCAAACCCAGGUUUAGUCGAUUUACUUCCCUCUUCUCUAGCCUUAAUCUCCAACAAAAUGUUUUGGAGCCUACUUGCGGGUCAACGAUCCUUGACGUUAUACUUACUUCCCCUGAGCUCUUCGCCACUCCGUCUAUUAUCCCGCCAUUAGGAGCCUCGGAUCACAAUGUCAUCAAAUGUCGGAUCGAAAUUCCAAUCAAUAUUAAGGACAGCGCCGUUAAAGUUAGUUGGAGAGAUUAUCCUAGAGCAAAUGCGGUGGAAAUUAAUAACGUACUCGAUAAAAUUGACUGGUUUUCGGUGUUCGAUCGAUAUAUUUCAAUUGAUGAUGUGUACGAUAGAUUCUUGUCCAUUGUGCAUACGAUUAUUGAGCGCUAUGUUCCUAUUAGGAAACAAGUUUCUUUGUGGGAAACAUAUCCUAGGCACAUCAGGAAUCUAUAUGAAUACAGGGAAAGGUUGUUUCAAAUCCUUGAUGAUCCUCUGACGUCUUCUGAGUACAAAAAAGCCAACAGUGAUUUUACAUUCCACCUCAAGCGCUACCUCGCUUAUAAAGAGAGAAAGCUCGCCAACUGUCAAAACAUGAAAGGUCUCUUCUCCUACGUCAGCAAAAGAUUGGGUAAAAAAUAUAGUGUUCCAUGCGUGUAUAAUUCAUCCGGUAAUGUGCUGAUUUCUGCGUCAGAUAGAGCCAAUGCCCUGGCCGAUUAUUUUGCAAGUGUUUUCGAUUCACCCGAGGAAAACACGAGCAGCCUUCCUCCAAUAGUUGACUCUGAAUGCCCUUUGCCAAUAAUAACUCCUUCUAAGGUCUACAAAUAUCUACGUUGUGCCAAGAAUUCCUCUUCGAUACCCUCUGAUGGUGUACCUGCAAUAUUUUAUAAGAUGUUUGCCCGUAAACUUGCAGCUCCCAUUUGUCACCUCCUGAAUAUAUCAUUGCUCACCGGCGAAGUUCCACGUUACUGGAGGGAGUCGAUCGUUACUGCAAUCCCUAAGAAACCGAGUGCCUCAUCUCCGGGUGAUUUCAGACCGAUUAGUUUAACUCCCACGCCAUGUAAAGUAAUGGAGAAAUUCCUGAAGUCAUGCUUUCUCGAGUGGUUUGAGAAAUUCAACCUUAUCCCCCCUGAACAAUUUGGCUUUGUCAAAAACUCUUCUACCUGUUUGCAACUUUUAGAAUGCACCCACAACUCAGAUUGCUGCAACUUUUCCGACGCCAGUGUCCUUUUAGACAGCGUAGUUGAUCGCAUGACACAAUGGACAAGUGAUUGGGGCCUCAGGCUCAACAUUCAUAAAACUUGCUUACUCUCACUAGGCAAAAGAUCGGUCAGACUCACGUUGAAUGGUUUGCCUUCAUCAACUGCUCUUACUCAAAGUCGCGAUCUGGGUGUUAUUGUUUCAAAGUCAUUGUGUUGGGAAGCGCAUAUUGAUGCCAUAGUGGCCAAGGCUCUUAAACGCCUCUACUGCUUUAUACGGUUGAGAGAACUCUGCAUGAAAAGUCUUCUCUACAGGCGGACAUUUUCUGAUAUAGUACUCGCUUUCAAGAUCCUCAAGGGUGAGUCUUGUUUUCGUCCUUCUAGCUUUUGGUGCUUCAAACCGUCGUCCAUAAGAAGGCCCUCCUAUAACAUCAGUAUUUACAGAGCUAAUCACGGUCUUCGCUUGCAAAAUACUAUUGCCAGGAACUCUUUUUUCUACAGGACGUCCACAUGGCUCAAUAAACUCCCGCUGGAGCUUUUCGAAAAAAGAAAGACAUCCCAUUUCAAAAAGGCACUGUUAGGCAUUGACUUUAUGCGAAUGAUUGGUGUGCAAGACUUCUAG